Molecule: messenger RNA, 2164 nt
Organism: Amborella trichopoda
Lineage: Eukaryota; Viridiplantae; Streptophyta; Magnoliopsida; Amborellales; Amborellaceae
Product: protein NUCLEAR FUSION DEFECTIVE 4
Cellular component (GO): membrane
Source: RefSeq, a predicted model, not a curated record
UUUUCUCUCUCUAAAAAGCAUACUCCGUCCUUUUUCCUCUUCUCUCUCUAGGAAACCUCUUUCCUUUCUCACACUAAAAAGUCACCCCCUCACAUUACAGCGAACCAUCCUUACCCACUUUCUUCGUAACUUCUCCAGCGCGUGCAGAAGUUGAAAGACUACCUUCCUCUCUCUCUCUCACACUAAAAAAUCAUCUCUAUCUUUCUCUCACUAAAAAAAUCUUCUAUUUCUUUCUCUCUCUAACUUUGCCUGCAAGAAUUCGAAGAGACCUUCCUUUUCUACUCUCCUUUCCCACAAUCUUCUCUCUCUAACCAGCAAAAUCUAGAGAGAGAAAAUCUAGAGAGAGAAUGGGAACGAGGACACAACCCCGGCUGAGCUCACAGACCAUGAAGUGGGUUGGUUUGGUUGCAGCCGUCUGGGUGCAGGCGAUUUCAGGGAACAACUACACAUUCGCCAAUUACUCGGCCGCUCUGAAAUCUCUGAUGGGUCUUACUCAGCUCGAGCUCAACAAUCUCUCUGUUGCAAAAGACGUGGGAAAAGCCUUUGGGCUUCUUGCAGGUCUCGCCUCUGAUCGUUUGCCCACAUAUGUUAUUUUGUUGAUAGGUUCAUUGGAAGGUGCAGUCGGCUAUGGUGCUCAAUGGCUUGUUGUUAAUCAAACCAUCAGCCCUUUGCCGUAUUGGCAGAUGUGUAUAUUCAUGUGCAUGGGAGGAAACAGCACGACAUGGAUGAACACCUCAGUUCUAGUCACCUGUUUAAGGAACUUCAGGCGAAACAGGGGCCCUGUAUCAGGAAUUCUCAAGGGCUACGUCGGUUUGAGCACUGCGAUUUUCACAGAUAUUUGUUCGGCUCUGUUCGCGGAUAGCCCCGCGUAUUUCUUGCUCAUGCUCACCUUCGUUCCAGGUCUCGUCUGCGUGUUCGCGAUGUUCUUUAUGGGAGAGCAGGCGACGGCCUCCUCCGAUCUCGAAGAAGAAGAUCAAGAAUCCAAAUACUUUCUUGGCGUAAACACCUGUGCAGUAGUUAUAGCUUGCUAUCUGUUGAUUUUCGAUUUAACAGGGACUCAUUCGCAGGCGAUUUCUCGGGCUUUUGCAUGUGGGUUGGUGCUAUUGCUUGCUUCUCCACUGUUUGUGCCGAUUCAUGCUGCUUAUAAGGAAAGAUACUGUGAUGGCAACAGGGUUGAUGUAGAGCAAGCCCUCGAGCCUUUACUGGAAGAGCAAGGGGAGGGUUCAGGGGAAGAGAGAGAAAGAGUGGUGAAGAGGCCUGAGAUAGGGGAGGAGCAUACAAUAUGGGAGGCGUUAAGGACUGUGGAUUUUUGGGUACUUUUUGUGUCAUUUUUGUGUGGCGUGGGGACUGGGCUGGCAGUGAUGAAUAACAUGGCCCAGAUUGGGCUGGCCCUUGGCUAUGUUGAUGUCUCUAUCUUUGUUUCCUUGAUUAGCAUUUGGGGUUUCUUUGGUCGCAUCGCCUCCGGCACUCUAUCUGAAUUCUUCAUUAGGAAAGCAGCGACCCCUCGGCCUAUGUGGAAUGCAGUAUCUCAAGUCUUAAUGACAGUUGGUUACAUAAUUCUCGCCUUAGCUUUGCCGGGAUCAUUGUACAUCGGUUCAGUGAUUGUCGGUUUAUGUUAUGGUGUACGAUUAGCUGUGUCAGUGCCCACUGCUUCAGAGCUCUUUGGUCUCAAGUACUACGGCCUGAUAUACAACAUUCUCAUACUCAACCUCCCUCUUGGUUCCUUCCUCUUCUCUGGUCUGCUUGCUGGUAUUCUUUAUGAUACACAAGCGACUGAGGGCAGCGAUGGUAGCAAUACAUGUGUUGGGGCUCAUUGUUAUAGAACAGUGUUCAUCGUCACGGCUUUCGCCUGUUUAGUUGGAUUCGGGCUUGAUAUUUUACUGGUUUUUAGGACAAGGAGGAUAUAUGCAAAGAUCUAUAAGAUGAAGAUGAAGAAAUCGAGGGCUUUGAUCAAGAAUUGAAAUGAGGUAUAGAAGCCUUGUGUUUACCUUGUUAGAGCUACGAUUUUUGUUUUUGUUGUUUUUACAUGGAGAGCCUAGGCUGAUUUUUGCCUCUGAUGGUCUCUCAUUGAAGCAGAUUACCAGUCCUUUUUCAAGUGUUAUAACAAAAAUGCUUCCUUUGUUUUCUCUAUUACAUCCUCAAUAAUAUACAUCAAAAUAGUCGA